Molecule: messenger RNA, 5858 nt
Organism: Cyprinus carpio (common carp)
Lineage: Eukaryota; Metazoa; Chordata; Actinopteri; Cypriniformes; Cyprinidae
Gene: kdm2aa
Product: lysine (K)-specific demethylase 2Aa
Exons: 22
Coding region: 1016-4918 (1300 amino acids)
Biological process (GO): regulation of transcription by RNA polymerase II; protein demethylation
Molecular function (GO): transcription coregulator activity; protein binding; zinc ion binding
Source: RefSeq, a predicted model, not a curated record
UGUUGCAAUUUAAAGUUUGAUUGGUUGGUAACGCGACACUUAGCACAUAAAAACCAAUCUUUGUGUAGUUGUAUUGAUCGGCAUGCAGCUCCAGCCAAUGAGAGCGUGCCUCCUCUGGUCACGUUUACUAUUAUUUGCCUCUUAGCACCGCCUCCCAGUGAAGUGACAGCGACACUAACCAAUGAAAGCAAAGGCGAUGGCGUCGCAUGUGUCUGUGAUUGGAUGCCGAACCAGUAAUGGGCGGGGCUUACUUCGUGUUUUUUUUUUUUGUGACGAUUGUGAAAAUGGCGGCGAUUGAUCUACGUUAACUUUGUCGUGAAUUCACACAGUGGAGCUGUCUUAAUAAGGCUUACUUUCACUUAGAAUAGAAAAGUUACUAGACGAGUCUAGCCGGAGUGCACAUCUUAAUGGUAAAAAAUACACGAGGACUGUUUUAACCGCUGGAUUUUCCCCACUGUGAACCCGAGUUUAAGUCUUGUGGAAAUAUUGUUUUAUUUGAAACUUGAACCAGGAUUAGCGUAUGUUACUCGAUAAAUAUACGCUCCUCAGUUCUCGCCUCACUCUGUAUGGUUGACUAAAAUAUUAGACGCUGUACAUAUAAGCCGUGUGUAUAAACAAGACCCCAUAUCGCUUUGUAAUUUUAAUAUUUUUACGACCGUGUUUCUGGUUAGCGGUUGGUUCGCUGAUGCUCGUUCACUGUCCUCAGCAGCGCUUAGCUUUCAUGGUUGUUUUAAUAACCUGCUGGGUUUUUCAUGUUAGUGUGAGAUUAUAAUACAAUAGUUUUGUAGUAUUGUGAACGAACCCGCUGACGAGUUCGUAACUAUUUGAAAGCAGUGAUUUUUUUUAUACAGCAAGUAUUAAUGUAACGUAGCGUUAUUUCGAUUAAACGGACACUGUAAUAAAGAGGGCAUCAAACACAGUUGGGGCGGUUAUUUCUAACGCGAUAAACUGACAGAAGCGCGUUUCUUGGCUCGCCGCUUGCUCAGGCGGCAGCGCUCGACUCUUCAUCCCGACAAUGGACGACCCCAAGCCGCGUUACAGCAAGAGACUGCGGUCUGGCACCCGGCGGCGUUACCAAGACGAUGGCAUUUCCGACGACGAAAUCGAUGGAAAGAGGACUUUCGAUCUGGAGGAGAAGCUUCACAACAGCCGCUUCAACUCAGACAGAAUCAAAUGCAUGGAGGGCAAAGACUUCACAUAUGAGUACAUUCAGAGGUGUGGACUCCGGGACCCCAUCAUUUUUGAGAGACCUGAUGGUCUUGGCAUUAAAAUGCCAGAUCCAGACUUCAGUGUAAAUGAUGUGAAGUUGUUUGUAGGAAGUCGGCGUAUGAUUGACGUGAUGGAUGUGGCUACUCAGAAGGGGACGGAGAUGUCAAUGGCGCAAUGGAGGCGCUACUAUGAGACUCCUCCCUCUCAGAGAGAGAAACUUUAUAAUGUUAUCAGUCUUGAAUUUAGCCACACUAAACUAGAGAGCCUUGUCAAAAGACCUGCCACAGUGGACAUGAUUGACUGGGUGGACAACAUGUGGCCACGACACUUAAAAGAAAGACAAAGAGAUUCUACAAACACUAUCACUGAGAUGCAAUACCCCAAAGUGCAGAAGUACUGCCUAAUGAGCGUGCAGGGCUGUUACACAGAUUUCCACAUAGACUUUGGAGGGACAUCUGUGUGGUACCACAUACUGUGGGGGUGCAAGGUGUUUUGGUUAAUCCCACCCACACCACAAAACCUGGAGCUUUAUGAGAACUGGGUGUUGUCAGGGAAACAAGGCGACAUCUUCCUUGGUGACAAGGCCACUGACUGCCAGAGGAUUGAGCUCAAGCAGGGCUACACAUUAAUUAUUCCAUCAGGUUGGAUCCAUGCGGUGUAUACUCCAGUAGACACACUUGUGUUUGGUGGGAACUUUCUACAUAGUUUCAACGUCCUCAUGCAACUGCACAUCUCCAACAUUGAGGACAGAACACGGGUGCCAGCUAAGUUCCGGUAUCCAUUCUAUUAUGAGAUGUGCUGGUACGUGUUGGAGCGUUAUCUAUACAGCAUAACCAACACCUCCCACCUCAUCCCUGAGUUCCAGAAAUACUCUCUGGGAAUUGGCUUGAAACGGGACGGUUCAGGCUGUGAGGUACUAAAUGGACAUGCUAAAGAGGAAAGAGAUGACAGUGAUGCUCCCUCCCCACCGAAUGCACCAGGGGUGAAGCUUCACUUGACUCCUUUUGAGCUGGAGGGGCUGUGGCACCUGGUGGAGAAGCUGGAGUCGUUGCCCUCACAUAAGAAGUGUGUGCCUUCAGGAAUACACAACGCUGCUGCCCUGCUACACGACAUACGGGCAUUAUUGAAAGAACAUGCCAGUGACAUCCCUAAACUCUCUUACACUGGAAAACCUAUUGUCAGAUGGCCAAAGAGGCCCCCCUGGUACCAGCCCCCUCCUCCCCCUCCACCUGUUAUUCGUCCCAAGCUGGCAGCCACACCCAUUAUUCCUCGGCCAGUGAAACCAGCCUCUAAUAUGUCGGUCCUACGACGGCGCCGCGUGCGCUGUAAACGCUGCGAGGCAUGUCUGCGCACAGAAUGUGGCGACUGCAACUUCUGCAGAGACAUGAAGAAAUUCGGUGGCCCUGGCAAACUCAAACAGACCUGUGUGCUGCGCCAGUGUCUCGCUCCUGGUCUGCCGCUCUCUGCUGUAUGUGAGAUCUGUGGGGAAGGCAACCAGGACACUGGUGAAGAGCUCAUGGAGUGCUCCAACUGUGCUCAGAUUACACAUCCUAGCUGUUUGAAGAUGUGUGGUGAUGUGGUGAGGGACAAAGACCUACCGAGCUGCUGGGAGUGUCCUAAAUGUGUUGUGGGCAAAGACACAGAUUCUGAGUCGUCAGGCAGCGGUGAUGACAUCACGGCACAGGAUGGGUCAGGGGGGCGAGGGGGCGAGGGCGGGGCAUGGCACGGGGUCGGGCGGCCCCCCAGUUCUCUCUCACAUGGGUCGCUCCAGAAACGGGCCGCAGCCCCUGAGCAGCGGCUCAGGAAGCGGCUAAAAUUGGAAGGGGGUAAAACACAUAAACGCAAGUCUUCAUCUCUUGAUCCUCGCGUGGCUAAGAUCUAUCGGCGUCAUGGGAUGGAACACGAUGAUGAUUCGGGCAGUGAUGACGACAGUGGCAAGAUGUCAUCUGUCCGAGGCGGGGUCUCCUCGUCCCGCCGAGGUUAUGGAGCUGGUAGGCGAGGUGUUUGGAGAGGCUCCUCGCAUCGAGGGAGUCGAGGGGGAGGCAGCUUGGCAACAGGUUCGCUGAAAAUGAGGCGGGGACUUGGGGCAAGAGGGGAGAGAGGGGGUCGGGUGAGGUUAAGAGGAGGAUCACACAUGAGAAGACGGCGCUAUGAAACUGAAGACGACGAUGAUGACGAAGACGACGAUGAUGAUGAUGAGGAGGAGGAUGAUGAUGAGGAUGACAGUGAUGAAGAGCGACAUCUUGGCCGGUCAGACAAGGAGCAUCGUUCAAGGAGACGGAGGCGGAGAGGUGACGACUACGAUGAUGAUGACGACGAGGAUGAUGAUGAUGAGGAAGACAGUGAGGAACAGGACUUUGAAGGAGAGGACGAUGAGAUGGAAGACUUAGAUGAUGGAGGAGAGGAAGAUGAAGAUGAUGAGGAUGGAGAGAACCAAUCAGACUCUGAUCCUGACCCACCUGUCUUACUAGUCUCAGACUUGAACGAUGACCUGCUGAACGAUUCCUACCUGACUGUGACCCUCCAGCGCCCUCCAAAGGCCAAACGGGACCGUGGCUCCAUUGUACCCAAACUGGAGGCGGCUAUGUCUCCCCGAACACCUAGCGGUCCUGGUUUUAUCCAGCGUAAAACGCUACCCAGGACCCGACUCAGGAACACCACCUCGACGCCGGCCGGAAAUGGCCUCUCUCAGUCCAAAAGCGGGCACACAGCCAGCCGCCACACGAGACGGAGCUCCAACCAGGACAGUCGAGAGAGAGACACAGCGUCACCGUCCUCUAUGUCUUCUCGAUCCUCUGUUUCUCCACCUCCACCUCCUCCAGCCAUCACCACUUCUUCUCCUCCUUCCCUCCUCUCUCAUCCCUCAUUCCGUGACGUAGGAAACGAGCGUGGCUGUGAAAAGGACAUUUGGAUGUCUGUGUUCCGUUACUUGGGUCGGACAGAUAUGGCUGUGUGUAUGAGAGUCUGCAAGGCUUGGUACAAAUGGUGUUGUGAUAAGCGCUUAUGGACACACAUAGAUCUGAGUCGAUGUCGGGCACUCAGUCCUCAGGCUCUGUCAGCCAUCAUAAAACGACAACCUGUGACAGUUGACCUCUCCUGGACUCCAGUAUCAAAGAAACAGAUUGCCUGGCUCAUUCAUCACCUCCCAAGUUUGAAAGAUCUAACAAUGUCAGGUUGCUCGUCAUUAUGCGUGUCAGCGUUAAGUACACAGAGCUGUCCGGGUUUGCGAACCCUUGACCUGAGCUGGGCCGUGGGUGUCAAAGAUUCACAAAUAAAAGACCUCAUUGUGCAGCCAGGCAGUGAAAGUCGCAGUCGGCUGAGAGGUUUGCUCACUCUGCGCUUGGCUGGUUUGGAUGUGAAUGACUCCACCCUGAAGAUGAUCGUCAGACACAUGCCUUCACUGCGUGGGUUAGAUUUGUCCCACUGCCAGGGGCUCACAGACCAGUCCAUUAACCUGCUCACCGCUACCGGCUGCAACACUCGCAACACACUCAGACAGCUCAAUCUUUCAGGUACCCUCCACCUUCUGAAAAUACCUAUGAUAUGCUCUGCCUACAUUGUGUUCAGGUUAUCCUUGUGGUGCCCAAGAAAACACGAUUGGAAUCUGCGGGGCAUGACUCGACGUGGCUGUGAAAACUUCAUCUCUGACCUGUCCUACUGCACCGUAUUCUGCCUGACCGAGGACAAACUCAUUCAGAGAAUAUCAUAACAUGCACACACAAACACAUACACACAUACAUACACACACAGUCUCCACACAGCUCUGCUUAGCGAGCUCACGAGUGCUCCAUCCCACUCAACGCAGGCUCAUCUGGCCUGAAUGGGAGGAUGAGGCUGAAGAAAAGAGAUGGAUGGAAGGAUAUGGCCACUGUUCUAGAAGAAGGGUAAAAACAGGCUGACAGGUUAGGUUAUUUUCAGCGCUGUCUUCAAGUAAAGUGGAGGAAUUUAUUCCCACAACCCAUGAGACUGAUGCAGACACAUCCAGCGUGUGGCUUUUUCUCCUUUUCUGGGUGUUCAGCCUAAUCCAAAGUUGCUGAUAUGCUUGAAACUGAACUUCACAAUCCAGCCCGGGAUCAAGAGAUUCGGUCCUGGUGUGGCUCUGACGUCGCAGCGAAUUGAAGCAAGGAUGCCACGUCCUGAUAGUUCUCAUCUGCCACGACUUAAAGAAUGUAGUGGCAGCACAGGAUGAAUCUAAAUCUGAAUCAUAAAGACUUCAGCAUACCGAUCCAGAUGUUCACUCAUGCUCUUAGCGACUUUGUCUGAACACAGAUUUUGGACAUUCAACCUUUCUGAAGGUUCUGCUGCCUGGAUGUUUGAAGACAUUUAACACACCACACUAAGUUUUUACUCGCUCGUACCAAACAGAAAUCACUCUUUCUUUGUUUUCUUUCAUCUGAUGUUUUGUUCUUCUGCUUGCUGUCAUCUCAAAUGGGCAAUUCACCUGCAUUCUCCUGUCCUGUCUAAACUUUGAGGGUUGCUCACAUUUGAGGCUCAAUUGUUCAUUUACCCUUGAAAAGCUAUAAUUUGUGCAACUUGUAGCAACACGAUAGCAAUUAUUUUCUGAGGACUUUUUUAGGAAAUGUUCUUUUUUUGUUUGUUUUUGUUUUUCAUGAAAAAGCAGAAAAAUAAAAAGUGGAAAGCAAACAAUG